This is a messenger RNA of Chelmon rostratus (copperband butterflyfish), 5148 nucleotides long. RefSeq names its product tudor domain-containing 6 (gene tdrd6b). Gene Ontology annotation, biological process: spermatogenesis. Bases 1 to 5148 code for a protein of 1715 amino acids. The record is from RefSeq and is a predicted model, not a curated record. The transcript has 3 exons. NCBI's taxonomy places the organism in Eukaryota, Metazoa, Chordata, Actinopteri, Chaetodontiformes, Chaetodontidae.
AUGUGUUCAAUUCCUGGUCUUCCAACGCCACGAUCAGAAGUACCUGUGCUCAUCCGAAGGGUUAACCUAAACUCCAAUUGUGGUCUUGUGGAAUUAUGGGUUAACAUGGACGAUGGAAGGGAGCAGAUGGGAGAGGACAUUCAGAUUCCUAAACAGAAGUUUUGUGGAUCUGAAGGAAAACCAGGGGACCUCUGUCUGGUUUGCGUGAGUGACACCUGGCACAGAGCUCGGAUUGUAUCGAUUCAAAGUGAAAUUUACAAUGUUUUUCUAAUUGACCAGAAACUGCCUCAUGUCACCACAAGUGAAGCUUUAGCAUGGCACCAGUCUGACAGUUUUCUCCUUCCUCCUGAGAUUGAAUCGUGCAUACUUUCAAAUGUCAUCUCUGUUGAGAAUAACUGGCCUGAAAGUGCCACAAAGUUUUUGAAGUCUCUGCCUGGCAAAAAGUUUAAGGGACUGGUCCAACAUGUGCUGAUGCCAGACAGAAUCAUUCUCCUUGACAUACCAAUUGUUUCCAAGCACAUCUGUAAGUGUGGGGCUGCAAAGAAGAUACCAGUGGAUGAGUUUAAAUGCCUUGUUCUGAAAUCUCUUCAUUUCCCCAAAGAAAAGUAUUCUGAGGCCUACCACAUAAGGCAGGAACAGAGUCUGAAUCUCAGUUGCCUGAUUGAGAAGCAUGACCAAUACUUUUACCCAGAACUGUUAACUGACACUUUUGAAACUGUUAACGUGACAGAGGUAACUAAUCCACAGAAAAUCUUUUGCAAACUCCUAAUUUUUUCCAAGGCAGUUGAGUUAUUAUCAGAACAGAUCCACCAGCACUAUGAAGAGAGCUCAGAUUUAGGAGAAGUGCAACCACAAAUCUGCGGGGAUCCAUGUGCCGCAAGAGGGAUAAACGGCAGAUGGCAUCGCUCGUUACUAAAGCAAAACAUGACUAGCGAUGGUGCUGUAGAGGUCUUGCAUGUCGAUCAAGGAAAAACUGAAUUAGUCCCAGUUGGAAACAUCAAACCACUACAUGGAAAAUUCCUAAGAAUGCCAGUUUUCACAUAUCCCUGUUCCCUUGAUGGUGUAAUUGGUAAUGCCACAGAGUGGACUACAGACCAGAUUGAUUACUUGAAAUUACUGCUUUUGCACCAGACUGUCGUGGUAAGGUUUCUCCACCACAAUGUACCACAAGAUGUCUAUUAUGUUGCUCUCCAUGCAACGAAUGCCGCAUCCAAAAAUAAUUGUUUCGCUGAACAAGAUUCAAAUGUCCAGAAUGAACCCAUUCCCUCACCAUUUCUGAGUUCAGUUGGAGACAAAAGUCACGUGGAUGUACAGAACAACAUCAACAUAAAUCAUGAUGGUUUACAAGUGGAAAGUUUGCCAAGCAACAAGAACCUUGCAGUCAAUGGCAGGACAGAUGAUGUAUCCACUUCUACCACUGAUGAAAUUCAUGUCAGACAUGGCUCAGAACAUCAAAAUCCUCUAGUACAGAGUAAUGGGCAUGGUUCAGCAAGACUUCCAUCUUUGAUGCAAACUGCUUCUGAUGACGACGUGUUUAUUGUAGGAAAUACUGUCAAUGUAAAUAUAUCUUGCAUUGAAAGUCUACAGAAGUUCUGGUGUCAGACAACAGAAAAUGCUGACUCUCUUAGACUCCUUAUGCAAGACCUGCAAAGCCACUAUGCAUCUGCCCACCCUCAGCCUCUUGUUGAGUCUGUCUGUGUCGCCCGUAAUCCAAACAAUGGCAUGUGGUACAGGGCAAGGAUCAUUGCAAAUCACCACUCCCCUGUUGUAGAUGUGAGAUUCAUAGACUACGGUCAAACUCAAAAAGUCCCUCUCAUAGAUGUGCGCCCCAUUGAUCCAGUUUUCUUACGACUGAAUGCACAGGCUUUUCAAUGCUGUUUAUUCAAUCUGAAGAAUCUCACUAAUCCCACUGCCAUCACAUCGACUGAUGUUGCAUUAACAGAGUUUCAGAAGUUUGUGGAUUUAGGUUCAUCAAAGAUUGGAUUGAAAUGCACUGUAAAAGCUGUAACGUCUGAUGAAGAAGGUCUGCUGCUUAACAUGGUAGACAUUGAAUCACCAUCUGACAGCACAUGCAAGCUUCUGGCUCAGAGUUGUGCACAAGAUGAAGCUCAUGUGCAAAUUCCUCCACAGGCCCCAUUGGAUUCAUAUAGUUACUCCACUCAUAACAUGGAGGUUGGUGGGAAAGAAAUAGUGUGGAUAACCUAUUCAGAGAAUGUCAAUCACUUCUACUGCCAACUGGACAGGAAUUCUCAUUUAUUUGAAAAAGUGAUGGAAAAUGUUCACCAACACAUUGGCCAGCGACAGUGCACAGUUAACUUAUUUGGACUUAAUAGCAUUUGCUUUGCUAGGUUCUCUGAUAAUAAUUGGUACAGAGCUCAAAUAGUAGAAAUGUCUCCAAAACUUACAGUGCACUUUGUAGACUAUGGUCAUACCCUUGUAGUGAAUGAAUCUGAUAUUUGCCCCUUUCCCACUGAAGCAAGCAUCGCCAGGUCUGUUCCUGUGCAGGCUAUUCCACUUGGACUAUUUGAUGUUCCUGAAGAAGUGCCUCAGGAAGUCAACCAGUGGUUUACAGAUCAUGCUGUUAACUGUAGUUUGACCAUUUCAGUGGUAGCAAAAGGGGUAAAAGGGAAGCUAAUUGUUGAACUUUUUGAUGGAUCUGUGAAUGUAAAUGCAAAAGUCAGGGAGAGGAUAUCACAGAUAACACAACAAAAGAUGACUGGUCUUGUUCAGCAGACUGACCAGCAACUCUCUAACAUCUCAAAACAUGUUAAUGUGCCAAAUGAAGACGGUUCCAUGCAAGAGAUCAUAAACAUGUCAGAAUUAACAAAGAUGACAGAAGAAAAUAAAGCCCACAGCAGCAAUGGGAUGUGUGAUAGAUAUGAGCCCAGUAUGAGUUCACAACCCAUAAGCAAUGUCUCAGCAACAGAAUUUAGACAUGAAAAGACUUUAGAAGAAGGAAGAAAACCAACUUCGGAUGUCACUCUUGAGGACACAGAAACUGUGUUGGCAGAGACUUUCAUAGAAGGUCAACACAGUGACUCAGACAUGACACGACUUUCCCUUCCUUCGUGCCUCGAGGGAAAUGUGAAAAUCUGCAUGUACAAGAGGCCGGACAUUUCUCUCAACAAGACAGAGGAGGUAUAUGCUUCCUGCAUUGUGAAACCCCAUUUCUUCUGGUGUCAGUAUGCCAACUCAGAGGAGCUCAACAAAGUAUCGAGGCUUGCUCAGGAAGCAGGAUGGGCACAGCAGAACAUAAUGUUCACCCAGACUUUGUGUCCUGGCAGUCCAUGUCUUGCUCUUUUUUCCAGUGAUAACCAGUGGUAUCGAGCUCAGGUAAUUCGGAGCACCGAAAAUACACUCAGUGUUGUAUUCAUCGACUAUGGAAAUGAGUCUGAUGUUGACAUCAAGAAUGUGAGACCACUGCCACAGUGUCUACUGGAGAAGGCCCCUCAAGCCUUUUUGUGCUCUUUGAUUGGAUUUGAUGAGUCCAAGGGCUCUUGGGAUGACGAUGUUCACGAUGACUUCUACAAUCUUUUGGUUGAUAAACAACUCAGAGUCACAGUGUUUAAGAUGGAAGACCACUCAGAGAUUGCAGUUCCUACAUAUGCAGUUCAACUAGAGUGUGAAAAUAUAGUUGUAAAUGAUGCAAUGCAGAAAUACUGGAAACCAGUUGCCACUGAACAUGCUAUGACAGAAAACCCUCAAACAGGAAACCUACUCUACAGUGGUCAAAUUGAGUCCAACAUGACACACGGUAAUGUUUCCAAAGGAAGUGUGACCACUUGCAUAUACAAGAAUCCAAACAUUUCCAAAAACAAAAAAGUGGAGGUAUAUGCUUCUUGUAUUGUGGAACCCCAUUUCUUCUGGUGCCAGUACGCCAACACAGAGGAGCUCAACCAAGUGUCAAGGCUUGCUCAGGAAGCAGGACAGGCAAAGCAGGACAUUAAGUUCCCCGAGACCCUUGGUCCUGGCAGUCCAUGCCUUGCUCUGUUUCCCAGUGAUAACCUGUGGCAUCGAGCCCAAGUAAUUCACACAGGUGACGAUGCAUUCCAUGUUGUGUUUAUUGAUUAUGGAAAUGAGUCUGAUGUUGACAUCAAGAAUGUGAGACCACUGCCUCAGAGUCUGCUGGAGAAGGCUCCUCAGGCCUUUUUUUGCUCUUUAAAUGGGUUUGUCAAGUCCAGGGGCUCCUGGGUUGAUGAAGUUUACGAGGACUUCUACAAUCUUCUGGUUGAUAAACCUCUCAAACUGACAGUGUUCAACAUGGAAGACCACUCAGAGACUGCAGUUCCUCAGUAUGCAGUGGAAAUUGAGUGUGAGGGAGUGGUUGUAAAUGUAGCAAUGCAGAAAUACUGGAAACCAGUUGCCAAAGAAUGUGUUUUGAUAAACGGCCCUAAAACAGAAACUUUCCUCCAAGAUGGUCAAACUGAGUCCAACAUGACACACCUCAGUGUUUCCAAAGGAAAUAUGAAUACAGACAUGUACACAGAGCCAAACAUUUCCAAAAACAAGAUGGAGAUGGUAUACGCCUCUUGUAUUGUGGAACCCCAUUUCUUCUGGUGUCAGUACACUGACACAGAGGAGCUCAACAAAGUGUCAAGGCUUGCUCAGGAAGCAGGACAGGCACAGCAGGACAUUAAGUUCCCCGAAACCCUUGGUCCUGGCAGUCCAUGCCUUGCUCUGUUUUCGAGUGAUAACCAGUGGUAUCGAGCUCAAGUAAUGCACAAAGCUGACAGUGCAUUCCAUGUUGUGUUUAUUGAUUAUGGAAAUGAGUCUGAUGUUGACCUCAAGAAUGUGAGACCACUGCCCCAGAGUCUGCUGAAGAAGGCUCCUCAGGCCUUUUUUUGCUCUUUGAGUGGAUUUGAUGAGUCAAAGGGCUCCUGGGUUGAUGAAGUUUUUGAGGACUUCUACAAUCUUCUGGUUGAUAAACCUCUCAAACUGACAGUGUCCAACAUGCAGAACCAUUCAGAGAUUGCAGUUCCUCAAUAUGCUGUGCAAAUAGAGUGUGAUGGAAUGGUUGUAAAUACACUGAUGGAAAAAUACUGGAAAGGACUGGACACAGACCAUGCCUUGGCAGAAAGUGUGGCACCAGCUCUGGACCCAGACCCAUGUGAAAAUCCAGCUGUGACAGAGCAGUCUCCAUUUCUUUGA